This is a messenger RNA of Funneliformis geosporum, 444 nucleotides long. The record is from the annotation of a GenBank genome assembly. NCBI's taxonomy places the organism in Eukaryota, Fungi, Glomeromycota, Glomeromycetes, Glomerales, Glomeraceae.
AAAGCCAUCCAAGCUAUCCAAGAAAAUAAUUUUGAAACUGCUUCAGAUUAUUUAUACUCAUUCUACCGAAAGGUAGCUCGAGAAAAUGGAAUCCAACUCUCUAGAUGGUCUACAAUAAACAAAUAUAUACGUAAGAAAAGUGAGCAGACUAACCCACUUUGUCUGCAUGAGUUCUUCGUAUCUAUAAAAGAUUUCUGUUCACUAGAGGAUUUCACAACAUUAAGUGACCGAUUUCCCAUUUCAGCUUUCUUACGAGAUCGCACUCUUAUCCUUACAUGGGAUAUAGAAACAUAUGCCUCACAAAUGGAAGAAUUUGCAGAAGUUCUUGAACAGAAAAACAAGGUCUUUAUGAUUGGUAUGACAUUACAUUGUAAAGAUGAUCCAAAACUAUUAAAACAAAUCUGUAUUGUUGGUGUUGAAACUGCACCAGACCCACGAUGGUAA